Molecule: messenger RNA, 1303 nt
Organism: Trichoplusia ni (cabbage looper)
Lineage: Eukaryota; Metazoa; Arthropoda; Insecta; Lepidoptera; Noctuidae
Gene: Alr
Product: FAD-linked sulfhydryl oxidase ALR
Exons: 3
Coding region: 239-706 (155 amino acids)
Cellular component (GO): mitochondrion
Molecular function (GO): flavin adenine dinucleotide binding; flavin-dependent sulfhydryl oxidase activity
Source: RefSeq, a predicted model, not a curated record
AAAUGUCAACUUCACGUGCCAAAGUGACAGCUAAAGCUGAUGAAAAAUAUCACAAAAACCGGCGAAUUUAAUACACAUAUAUAUUCAAGAAUUGUUCGUUUAUCACAGCAGUGUACUUAACUUGUUAACCGAAACGAAGAAGAGCUUCUGUAAUGUAGUUUUUUUACGUCAUAUUGGCUUCAAUAUUGCACAAUAAUACGAUUUAUUACAUGGGCGAAAAGAGUCCACUGCCACAAAUAUGCCUUCUCAUCGGUCUGACGACGAGGAUAAGCCGUGCAGGGCAUGUUCAGACUUCAAGACCUGGGCUAAAGGUCAGAAUAAAGUGACAUUCACAUCGCCUAACAAACCGCAACAUCCGCGUCCAAAGGACUGUCCGCUAGACAAAGAUGAGAUUGGCAGGUCGACAUGGGGGUUCCUGCACUCUAUGGCGUCAUACUUCCCUGAUAAACCUACCAAAAAGCAGUCAGAGGACAUGGCAAGGUUCUUCAAUAUCUUUGCACAAUUUUACCCUUGUGAACCAUGUGCAAUUGACUUUCAAGAAGACUUGAAACGCCAUCCACCAAAGACAAGCAGUGGGACAGCAUUAGCAAGAUGGCUUUGUGAGCGUCACAACACAGUUAAUAAAAAGCUCGGCAAGCCUGUGUUUGACUGCAGUAAGGUGCAUGAGAGGUGGCGAGAUGGAUGGAAGGAUGGCUCUUGUGAUUAACAAAUACAGUUUCACAGAAAGUGAUGAAUAUUGAUCAGAAGUGUUGUACUACUUGAUGUGACAUUCUUAUAAAUAUUAUUAAUGUCAGGCUCUUUGGCCUUAGUGAUGUACAACUUAUAUUUUUUACACUAAGACAAGUCAAACUAGCAAGAUCCUAACUGGAAUGUUAAUUUUUGAAAUGAAGCUUUUCCUUGUGUUAUAAUAUAUAAUAAAUUGAUGUAAGAUGCAGUUUUUAGUUAUAAAUCUUUAUUGCCAUAAUCACAGAAAUUACUAAGAAGUCAUAACUUGCAGGACUUGCUGUGUAUUUAUUGUGUAGUGCACCUUAUUGAACAUAUUUGCCAUUUUGUUUAUGGAACCUAGUUAGAAAACCUGAGUGGGCUCAGAGCCUCGUUUAACAGAGUUGUAAGUUAUAUUAGUUCAGUGUUUUAGUUACAAUGUGAUCAAUUGUUAUAUUGUAUGUAGUAUUGAAGCAACUUGUGAUUUUCAUUAGACAUUAGCUCAAAUGAGUUUUGUACAAUUUUGUAUAUGUGUGUAAAAGUGUACCUACUGUUGUUACUAAUUAUUGUUUUUAAUAUAAAUGAUACUCUAUUGAGCCUA